This is a messenger RNA of Mesocestoides corti, 201 nucleotides long. NCBI's taxonomy places the organism in Eukaryota, Metazoa, Platyhelminthes, Cestoda, Cyclophyllidea, Mesocestoididae. The record is from the annotation of a GenBank genome assembly.
AUGUAUUGUUGCACCUCCGUUGAGUGCGAUGUGGCCGAUACCGAAUUCUUUGCUCGCCUUGUUUUCCUAGGGCCAAACGGUGUUGAGAAGGUGUACGGAAUCGGCAAACUCAACGAGUACGAGAUUGACUUGCUGAAGAAGGCGUUGCCAGAUUUGCAGAAGAACAUCAAGAGGGGCCAGGAGUUCGCCGCAACUUACUAG